AUAGUAUUGUACCCACGAGUAUGUUAGUGUGUUGAGAGCCCUUCAAAGGUCAUUAUAUGUGUGCUAAGGUAAAGCCUGCAUAUCAGAAUAUAGUAUUGAAGCCACGAGUGCAUUGUUGGCGCCUAAAAUGUCAUUAUGUGUGUAAGAAAAGCGCCUGCAAUUCAGAAUUGAGCGAUCGUGUCCCUGAGUGCCAUUAUGUGUCAAGAAAACGAACGUCUGCUGCUCAGAAUUUAGUAUGUAGAAAGUUUGUGCUAUUUUGUAUGCAGGUCACGCCUACCCCUCAGUGACUUAAGUGAAGCGAGCUGGUUGGUGAGUUAGUAAGAGUUCCCAGUUUCUUGAUUGACUCUCGACUUGGUUAAACACAUUACCUUCAGUAAGAGGUUAAAUACCAUUCGAUACAGAGGGUGAUCUUGGGAACCUACCUAUACGAAAACGCAUACGGAACAGACACAGGAUGUAUUGACAGCAAAUUUUUUUUCUCUCUUUUCUUCUUUUCUUUCUUUCUUCCUGCCUUCCCACGUUCCCUCCUCCCUUCCAGUUUUCCUUCCUUCCUCCCUCCCUUCCCUCCUUCCUUCAUUCAUUCCUAUUUUCCUUCCUUCCCCAGCAGAAUGUCGACUCGGGAGGAGAAGAAUAAGGACGGAAAAGUAUCACUGAGUUCAGAACAAUAUGAUGACCACAAGAAUUCCUGUGGCUCCAAUGGCUUCAUAUAUAAGCCAGCUCACCGCGAGGACUGGCCACUUCUGAAGAGCCAACAGAAUUAUUACGGGACUUACAAGAGCCGGGGAGCGCAGGCCGGCAUAAGACUCUCGUGGCGUGAUCUGAGCGUGUACGUGCAGGAGGAGAAGUGCUUCCGACGAGGCCCCGACCAACGAUGCCCCACCAAGGAGCUCUUGUACAACGUGUCUGGCAUCGUUUCGCCGGGAAGUCUAACCGCCAUAAUGGGCCAAAGCGGGGCCGGGAAGUCCACCCUAAUGAACGCCCUGUCCCACCGAACGGAGAGAUACAUGGUGGUGAGCGGGGACGUGAUCGUGAAUGGUCGCCGCCUCAGCCGUUCCAUCACGCUACUCUCCGGGUACCUUCAGCAACACAAUCUCUUCCUGGGUACCUUGACCGUCAAGGAGCAUCUGACCUUCAUGGCUCGACUCAGGAUGGACCGCCUUAGCACGGCCAGGCAGCGAGAGGAGCGCGUGCAAGAGCUAUUGAAGGACCUGGGACUCUUGGAGGUGCAUGACACUCGUAUCGGCGUUCCGGGCACCGACAAGUCCCUCUCAGGCGGCGAACGCAGGAGACUCGCCUUCGCCACAGAGAUUAUCAACGACCCUCAGUUACUUUUCUGCGACGAGCCCACGACAGGCCUGGACUCCUAUAACGCCGAAAUCAUAGUCAAGAUUCUGAAGGACAUGGCCACGCGGGGCAAGACCGUUCUCUGCACCAUCCACCAGCCGUCCUCGGAAGUCUUUGCCAUGUUCGACCGGCUGCUGCUCUUGGCCGAGGGGCGUCUGGCGUACAUGGGACCCUCCGCGCUAGCCUUCCAGUUCUGGGAAAGCCUCGGCCACAAGUGUCCCUCCACUUUCAACCCCGCUGACCACUACAUCCACACGCUCGCCGUCUUCCCCGGCCACGAGACUCGCUCUCGGGAACGCAUCCGGAGAAUAUGUGACAACUUCGCCAUGUCUGCCAACUGCAAGGACAUUGACAUCACCAUCCGGCAUAACGACAUCCUGCAGGGCGGCCCCAGUUAUGAGGAGGAAUAUCUCUUUGGAAAUAUUCCGGAGAAGUCGGGCUGGCUGGUGGAGUGGUGGUGGUUGUCGUGGAGGUCAUUAUUGGACGCCCGUAGGAACCUCACCUUCCACACAACCUUCUCCAACAAAGCCGUGAUGGCUUUCAUGAUCGCGCUGAUCUUCUCCAACAUCGAGCUCAACCAGACCGGCAUACAGAACAUCCAGGGCGUGCUGUACUGCCUCCUCGCUCAGGCCUCCCACCCGGUGUUCUACGGCGUGACUGAGGUGGUCCACAAGCAGCUGCCUCUGUUCUUCCAAGAGUACAAGGACGGACUCUACCGUUGCGAUACUUUCUACUUCUCAAGAAUGAUGACGCUGAUGCCUGGCCUGCUCGUGGAGACCAUUGUGUACUGUAUCAUUUCCUACUGGCUUAUCGGUCUCCAGCCCCACGCCUAUUCCUUCUUUAUGAUGCUUUUCAUCACCUUCUCAGUCACUGUCACCUCCACUUCCUGUGCUAUAAUGCUUGCUGUAAUGUUUGAGAAGUUUGACUCCAUCACGAUGGCUGCAGUCCCAAUUCAUUUGCUCAAUAUGGUCUGCAGUGGAAUCUAUGUCAACCUCAAUACUGUGGCAUGGUUCACAGGCGCCGUUAAGUACCUGACGUGGCUGAUGUACGGCGAGGAGAUGCUUACCGUCACGCAGUGGUCAGACGUCAAAAACAUCACGUGUGAGUUCCCAGCUGGAGUGCCUUGUAUCAGCACGGGCGAGGAGGUGAUUCAGAAGUACGCCUACCAGCCCUCUGACCUGUACCCUGACUUUGGGUGGCUGUUCCUGGUGUACUGCUUCUACCACUCCCUCGGCUUCAUUACACUCUACUCAAGGGCAAAGAUGAGGUAACAGAGACGUGAGACGGAGGUACGACGUAGAGAAAAGCAGCUGCUCUAUUUUUCUCUGUCGGUUAUGGUUCCACAGCUCAACACGAUGGUUUGGUGACUGCCUCAACAAAACAAGCCCACAAAUUUUUCAGGUCUUCUACAAAGCAACAAAGACAACAGAAUUUCUUGAAAGACAUCCUUAAGAUGGUCAAAUGUUUCUGUAGCCUUCGGCACUUGAUAGAUCACUAUCAAACUUGAGUUACUUGGUUUGAGCACCAGUGUAGCUUUUUCUGCACUCCACUCCAAGGCCAAGAGAGUAUUAUACAAACAGAAGAUAGAGGUGUGAUGCUUAUCAGUGUUCAUUCACUUCUACUCUGGCUGGCUUCACAGGCUCUGCAAACUUAUUAUCAUGAAUAACUAUGAAGGGCUGGCUACUUGUUAUAUUGUCGAUGAUACUAAUCAAUAUAAUUAUGUGUCAGGCACCAAUUAAAGUAAAUCACUGAUGAACUACUCAGAGAUCGUCAGUUUCCAAGCCACAGAAACAUCCCAACCAUAACCAUAACAUAAUUAUUUUUUUUUAUAAAAAAAAACCUUCAUCAUAAUCACAACACAAACAGAGAUAGUAACACAGAAAACUGUGGACUGGCGCUGCUGGGGAACGGACGUACCUGGUUUAGCUCCUGCUUCUUCGCUCAUUUACCACUCGCCCCACAUAUUCCAGCAGCCAGUUCCUGUACUGGCUGCUCCAGGUAUGACUCAACUUUGAUUUGUUGAUCAUGGCAAGAUAAUCAAGAUAAACUACAAAUCAUAUGAAAAUAAAUUAGGACAAGUGAAAGUUGACCUCGCCGCAAUCACCCAGUUUCUCAACCUUGACGCCAUCUCAAAAUAGAAGGCGAACCACUCCUCCCUCGUCAUAUUAUUACUGCUGCCGUUUUCAUUACCAAAUUACUGCCGUAGAAACUUGCCCAUAACAGCAAGAUGCCAAACUUAAGAGAACGGCCAAAGCAGACCUCCGGACAACCCCACAGAACAAAAGGGCGCCACAGCAGACUGCUGCACCUCCUGACAUCCUAGGCCUCAUCACUAGUGAUAUCACCAUCGUCUCAGAAGAAGGUUAAACAAUAGUUAGCACUAUAGUGAAAGCCCCGCAACUAAUUAUCAGUCAGAAAGAUCAGAUAAUAUCACUAUUGCAGAAAAACAUAGCACAACUAGAAAAUAGAGUAACACACCUAGAGAAACAACUUGAUGAAGUAAAUCAUUAUGAAAAAAGAGGAACCAUAAUUGUUGGUGGACCAGCAUUGCCACUUGAAAACACCAAUGAAAACAGUGCAGAAGUGGUAAUUAGAAUCAUUAAGGACAAUCUUCAUAUAAACAUUACACAAACAAAUAUAAAUGUUGCACACAGGCUAGGGUCAAAGAAGACCAGGAAUACACACCGACCCAUUAUAGUUAAGCUACAGAGCCGGCAGAAGAAACAUAAAUAAUGAAUGUCUGCAUAACUAUUAGGCCUAAUGUCCACAUUAAUGAGAGCCUGACGCCCAAGCGUCGAGCACUGUUCAAAGCUGUAUGGGACAUUAGGAAGCAACAUUGGGAUUUGUUCCAACAAUGCUACACCCAGGAUGGAAAAAAUAUAUGUAAAACUAAAAAACUCAAACCAGAAGCAAAUCAUCACUAUUGAUGAAACACUUACCAACUUAUUAGAUAAGUACCCAAUACUUAAACAAGACCCAAGUACUCACUAGACCCCAAAUAUUCUUCCAUGUCGGAAGAAUGAGCAAAGGAGGAAUCAUAUUGAGAUCUUGGAACUCUAAUUCAACUGAAUUGAGGGGGGGUUGGAAAUGGUCGGCCUGAAAAAAAUCAUAUUUUAUAUUUUUUGGCUUAUAAAAUUCUGCGAAUUUUCCUCUUUCUUUUGGUAUAUGAAUGAAUAUGAUGGAAAAAUAGUAGUGGUAUGCAACAUGCAUUGCAAUGCAAUGCAACAUCCUGCAAUGAGCUUCCGCGCGGCGCCACUGGCUUGCAAUCCAUGUUUUCACCCCUUUUUAAUUUUUGGAAUUUUUUUCAUGGUCUGUCAUGAUACUCUUAGAAUCUCUCAUACCACUUCUCUAGAAAAUGGGAAAUUCUAGCAGUCACUAAUAUAUUUUCGUAUUUAUCCGUGAAAAUCGAUUUAUAUAUAUAUAUUUUUUUUCAUAAAUCAAACAAAACGCUCUCUGUAUCCGACUCAAAUGUCUUCUAAAUUAUAUUUUAUUGAUUUUAUACAGUACAAGACUGGUUUUUACUUCGAAAUAUGGUCAAAAUCGAGUACAUGAAUUUGUGACCCCGUAAAAAAAGACGUAGCAAUUCGUAAAUAACGCAGCCUGUGUAUCCAAUGUAAGUAAGUUAAGGAAACCAAGUCUGCUUUUUUCUUUAUAUCAUGAUAUAUAUAUCCUGUGGAUUUCAAGUCCCUAGUUGGAAAAGGUAAAAUACAAAAAAUAUUUAAACUUCAUCGCCAGAUAUCUCAAAACCAUGAGUUUGCAAUUUAAAAAUAUCUCCUCCGUUGCAUUUCUUUUUAUACACAUAUUACCUACUGCAGCUUAUGAAAGCAUGUGUAAGGAAUAGGGUCUGGUAUCGGAACUUUUGUUUGAAGUUGAUUUUGAUUUUUGAAAAAUAUUUAUAUGGCAAUUUUUUUUUUUCGAACUUCAAAUUUUUUUUUUUACUAUUGCAUAAAACGUACCGCUAGCAAACGUUAAUUUUCCAUGCUUCCUAAUUAAAAUGCUUUUUAAAUGAAAGAAAUCGGCCCGUAAAUAAGGGAGGAAAAACGCUUAGAACAUAAAGAAUUGAACAUGGGAUUUGAAUUUUACAACCCCUGCUUAAAAGACGUAAUGGCUUUUGAUAGACUAAGAUAGCAUACUUCUGAUUAACUAGGUUAAACACCUAACCCCCCUAACUCCGCCUCACCCUGUUCCUGAUCUCCCACCUAACCCCUCCUUAUAUGCGACCUUACCUUAUCUUACCCUUGUUUUGACUUCACCCUAUUCUUUGACAACACCCAGCUAUCACCUUCCUCAACACUAAACAUCCUCGGUCUAUCCUUAACUCAAAAUAUCAACUGGAAACCUCAUAUCUCAUCUCUUACUAAAUCAGCUUCCUCGAGGCUGGGCGUUCUGUACCGUCUCCGCCAGUUCUUCUCCCCCGCACAGUUGCUGUCCAUAUACAGGGGCCUUGUCCGCCCUCGUAUGGAGUAUGCAUCUCAUGUGUGGGGGGACCCCACUCACACAGCUAUUCUGAACAGAGUGGAGGCUAAGGCUCUUCGUCUCAUCAGCUCUCCUCCUCAUACUGAUAGUCUUCUACCUCUUAAAUUCCGCCGCAAUGUUGCCUCUCUUUCUAUCUUCUAUCGAUAUUUCCACGCUGACUGCUCUUCUGAACUUGCUAACUGCAUGCCUCCCCCCCUCCCGCGGCCCCGCUGCACUCGACUUUCUACUCAUGCUCAUCCCUAUACUGUCCAAACCCCUUAUGCAAGAGUUAACCAGCAUCUUCACUCUUUCAUCCCUCACGCUGGUAAACUCUGGAACAAUCUUCCUUCAUCUGUAUUUCCUCCUGCCUACGACUUGAACUCUUUCAAGAGGAGGGUAUCAGGACAUCUCUCCUCUCGUAUUUGACCUUGCUUUCGGCCACCUCUUUUUUCUUUUUUAGGAACAGCAAGUAGCGGGCUUUUUUUUUUAUUAUUGUUUUCUUUUUUUGUGUGCCCUUGAGCUGCCUCCUUUGUUGUAAAAAAAAAAGAAAAAAAAAAGAACUAAACUACUCUUCCUGCUGUCCCACCCUAACCCUACCUAUGCUUGCCUCACCUUUCCCUGUUCUCGUUGCCCCUCCCAACUCCUAUUCCCACCUACCUCAUCCUCUUCUCUGCCUGCCUACCCCGUCAUACCUGACUACCCCAUCCUAUGCUUCACGCUGCUUUCCUUACCCCACCCAUGUUUCAUCCUGUCGCGCUUAUCUCGGCUCUUAUCUAUCACACCCUUUGCUUGCCCCAACUUACCCCAACUUACCCCUGUUUCUACCUACCCCAUUCUUACCCUUAUUCCUUCUCCACCCCAACUCCUUUCCUAACUCUCCCACACCAACCAUUAAUCCUUCUUACCACAUCACCUCUGUGUGUGCCCACCGCAUCGCAGAGGUGAUUGUCUCUGGAAUGGAGGCACACAUUCCACGUACUUUCUCUACUCCUCAUGCUAAAAAGCCUUGGUUAAAUCACGCUUGUUCUCGUGCUGUCAAAGAUAGAGAGGCAGCUCACAAAAGGUACCAGAGUUUAAAAAAAAGAUUUCAAAAAUUGAUUGAAAUUUCCUAUUAACUAACCAUGAUCGUAAUAUAAACUGUAAUUUAUUUCUUGACACGGUAUAUAGCAUUUAUUACUCUUGUUUCCUAAAGUAUCAAAGUUUUUAUCAGCAAAGACUACAAAAAACAUGGAUCACUCAAGGAAUUCUUAAAUCCAUACAACACAAAUUUGCCUCGUAUAAAUCAUAUAAACUAGGGGUGAUUAACUUUAAUAUAUACAAAAACUAUAGAAACUACCUGAAUAACCUCAUUAAACUCACUAAAAUAAACUACUACCUACAAAGAUUAUCAGAUUUUAGACUUAAUACCAGUCAGAUAUGGGAAACAAUAAAUGAACUAUCAAACACCAAUACUAAAACCUAUGCCACAAUCAACUCAAUAAUUUACAACAACCAAGUAAAAGAUUCACCAAAAGAUAUUUCUGACGCUUUUAAUGACUACUUUGCAAAGAUCGCCCCUGAGCUUGCCAGCAAACUGCCCCCUCCACAAACCUCUCACAACUCUUAUCUCCGCGGUAACUACUCAUGCUCUAUGGUAAUGCCACUAAUAACGAAUUUCUAUAUGGUAAAAGCAAUAACAUCUAAAAAUAAAAAUAAAGUCACAUUGAUGAGAUAUCACAAAAUAUAGUAAAAGAAAACAAAGAAAUAUUUGCAAAACCUCUUACAGUCUUGUUUACCCAAUCAGUCAGAACAGACAUCUUUCCCGACAGAUUCAAACUUGGUAAAAUAAUCCCAAUUCAUAAAAGAGGUAACAAAACAGACUUAUCCAAUUAUCGUCCGAUUUAUUUUCUACCAAUAUUUUCAAAACUUUUUGAAACUAUAAUGAAAACACGUUUAAUGACUUAUUUAAACAAAAGGAAACUCUUAAAUGAUAAGCAAUUUGGCUUUAAACCAAGUUUGAGCACUUUCGACGCAAUUAAUACAUAAACAUCUGACCUUUAUAGAGCUCUCAAUGAAAAUAAAUCCAUCAUAUCUAUUUAUAUCGACUUCAGCAAAGCUUUUGACACAGUUCAACCUGAUAUUCUCCUGGAUAAAAUGUACUUCCAUGGUAUCCGGGAAUGUAUCUAUGAUUGGUUCAGCUCUUAUUUAAGCAAAGGAACACAGUUUACAUUUUUUUUAACAAUAAAUCUUCCUCCACCAAGCCAAUAAACAUAGGAGUACCGCAAGGUAGUAUAUUGUUUCCCACACUGUUCAUUCUAUAUAUUAAUGACAUCUGUAAUAUAUCCAACUCCCUAAACACAAUACUAUUUGCGGACGACUCAACUUUUUACAUGCUUGGAGAUCAACCAGCAGAAAUAAUCAAUAGAGCCAACGGUGAACUUCAGAAAUGUUCAAACUGGUGCUUGGCUAACCGUCUAACGGUUAACACUGCCAAAACCUAUUACAUGCUGUUUACGAACACCAUUACCACUUACCGAUCAUUACCAAAUUUAGCUAUUUUAAACGAUUUUAUUAUCCAGGAAGACAAAAUAAAAUUCCUAGGUAUGUUUGAUAGCCACUUAAACUUCAAACAUCAUAUAUCCAAUCUAUGUUUAAAACUAUCAAAAACUAUUCCAAUCCUUCUUAAAGCAAAACGAUUCGCCCCAGAUGAUAUUUAUAGUAUGCCCAUUUUUACCCACAUCUAAACUACUGUAACCCCAUUUGGUCCAAUACUUAUCAAUGUUUUUUAUAUAGUCUUAACGCACUGCACAAGAAAGCCAUCAGAAUAAUGACUAAUAGUGAAUAUUGCGAGUACACUCCCCCUUUAUUUAAAGCAUUAAAUAUUCUGAACCUUACUUAUCUAUCAAAAUUAACUAUUGCAUCCAGUAUGUACAAACAAAUAAAAACAAAUAACUACAACACCCAGCCUCUACAUAGUUAUCCUACUCGUAACCAAAGUUCAUUGCGUAUCCCAAGCCAUAAAUUAGCCCUGUUUAGACACUCACUAAUGUAUUUAAGACCCAAAACAUGGAAUGAUGUCCCGAGACAAAUCAAACUCUCAACGAAUCUACGAUUGUUCAAAGAUAAAUUAAAGAAGCAUGUGUUAUCCUUGUACAAUAAUAAUAAUAAUAAUAAUAAUAAUAAUAAUAAUAAUAAUAAUAAUAAUAAUAA
Messenger RNA from Eriocheir sinensis (Chinese mitten crab), 8988 nucleotides. RefSeq names its product protein scarlet-like. The transcript is spliced from 14 exons. Gene Ontology annotation, cellular component: plasma membrane. The record is from RefSeq and is a predicted model, not a curated record. Gene Ontology annotation, molecular function: ATP binding; ABC-type transporter activity; ATP hydrolysis activity. The coding region runs from base 609 to 2615 and encodes 668 amino acids. NCBI's taxonomy places the organism in Eukaryota, Metazoa, Arthropoda, Malacostraca, Decapoda, Varunidae.